CGGGGCCGGGGAGCUCAGUGCCCAAGUCGCCCCGGGGUGGCAGUUCCCGUUAACCUUAGCCACAAAGUCAAAGACGGCCGGGCAGGGAGCCGCCGUGCUGAUGCCGAGGGGCCUCCGGGGAUGGAGAGUGGCCUGGCUGGCGACAGCAGCACAGGAGAUGUGCUCGUCAUGAGGAUCAAGCAGGAGAAGCCAGAGUGGCUGCUGCAGGCGCUGGGGCCACAGGCCGCGCUUUCCCAGAAGGAUAAGGAGAACAUUUUCCAGCAGCGUCGGAGCCUCCCGCCAUGCCAGACCGUGGGGAAGCCUCGAGCCUGGGGGGGACAGGAGGAGACUGGGGGUCCAAGGUGGGCCCCUCCCCUCGAGCAGGACGGCGGGCCGGCAGGCCGGGCUCCGGGGGUGACCCCCAGCCCCCUGCGCCCCGCUCUUUCUGCCGGCGAGGGUCACUUCGUGUGCCCGGACUGCGGGAAGAGGUUCAGCUGGUGGUCGACCUUGAAGAUCCACCAGCGCACCCACACCGGCGAGAAGCCGUACCCGUGCGGCAAGUGCGGCAAGAGCUUCAGCCAGAAGCCCAACCUGGCGCGCCACCAGCGGCACCACACGGGCGAGCGGCCCUUCUGCUGCCCCGAGUGCGCUCGGCGCUUUAGCCAGAAGCAGCACCUGCUCAAGCACCAGAAGACCCACUCCCGGCCCGCCACCCACCCGUGCCCCGAGUGCGAGCGCUGCUUCCGCCACCAGGUGGGCCUCCGCAUCCACCAGCGCGCGCACGCCCGGGACCGCCAGGGCACCCGCGCUGGGCUGCAGACGCUGCUCCGGGACGCCACGGCCCACCGGGGCUGUCGCCCGCGGCCGGGGCCCCGGCGGGGGCGCCCCGAGUGGGCCUGGCUGGGGCUCUGCCAGAGCUGGUGGCGCCAGCCCGGGGCCCGGACCGCCGCCCCCGCCGAGCCGCGCCAGUUCAUCUGCAACGAGUGCGGCAAGAGCUUCUCGUGGUGGUCGUCGCUGAACAUCCACCAGCGCAUCCACACGGGCGAGCGGCCCUACCCGUGCCCCGAGUGCGGGCGCCGCUUCAGCCAGAAGCCCAACCUGACGCGCCACCUGCGCAACCACACGGGCGAGCGGCCGCACCCCUGCGCGCACUGCGGCCGCAGCUUCCGCCAGAAGCAGCACCUGCUCAAGCACCAGCGCACGCACCUGCCCGGCGCCCCGGCCGCGCCCCGCCCCAGCCGUGCCGCGCUGCGGGCCCACCAGCAGGCCCACGCCGCCGCCGCCGAGCCGCCCGCCCAGGGCGCCCCCGGCCUGUUGCCGCCGCCGUCGCACGGCCCCUCGCCGGCCCGGGGGCCCGGGGACGUGCCGUGGGGCCGGGCGCGGGCGGGUGGGCCGGGCGAGCCGCGCCAGUUCAUCUGCAACGAGUGCGGUAAGAGCUUCUCGUGGUGGUCGGCGCUCACCAUCCACCAGCGCAUCCACACGGGCGAGCGGCCCUACCCGUGCCCCGAGUGCGGGCGCCGCUUCAGCCAGAAGCCCAACCUGACGCGCCACCGGCGCAACCACACGGGCGAGCGGCCCUACCUGUGUGCCUCCUGCGGCCGCGGCUUCAGCCAGAAGCAGCACCUGCUCAAGCACCAGCGCGUUCACCGGGGCGCCCUGGCGCCCACCCCCAGCGCCAAGGGCGCGGCGCUCUAGGGGGCCUGGACCCAAGCAGACCCAUGGGCGGGAUGGGAUGCUUGCGUGGUGCGUGUGGGGAAUGACCAGGAAUGGUGGCUUUUAGAACCCCAGGGGGUAAGACUCUAUCAAAAGGUGCUUUCUUCAAGGCUCUCAGACCUGAGAACAGAAUUCCACAAGCAUCCCAAAACGGGGGCCGGGAAAAGUCCCGGGAAGGGCUGAGGGAGGAGGUAAGAUCAGACAUCCUCACCCUGGAACCUGGAUGUGUCUGUGAUGGUUGAGGCCCGUCUGUGUCCUUCCUUGGAGGUGGGACGGCAGCCCUCGGGCAUUGAGUGCGGGGGCUGUCGACGGCCCUGGGCGAGGCUCCCUGGGUGAGAUGGUGCAGGUCUGGACUGGUCAGCUGUGGCACCAGCCAGCUGCGCUCAGCUGCCAGAUAGCCCAGGGGCGUCCCUGUGGGGGAGUCUCAACAGACUGAGUGAUACCCAGAUGGGAGCUGGGGCUGGGGAGGGGCACGCCUAUGCCCGUGCGAGGCCAGUGCUGAGCACUUAAUGGCUACUCAAGACAUGUUUUUGGAAGGAGGGAAUGGUUUGAUGGUCCUCAACACCAAGACCCCGCUGCCCAGGGUGCUGUGGUGGCCGGCUUGACCCUAGGACUGGUGUGUGUGUGUGUGUGUGUGUGUGUGUGUGAUGGU
This is a messenger RNA of Lagenorhynchus albirostris (white-beaked dolphin), 2344 nucleotides long. RefSeq names its product zinc finger protein 775 (gene ZNF775). Lineage: Eukaryota; Metazoa; Chordata; Mammalia; Artiodactyla; Delphinidae. Gene Ontology annotation, biological process: negative regulation of transcription by RNA polymerase II. Bases 121 to 1674 code for a protein of 517 amino acids. Gene Ontology annotation, molecular function: DNA-binding transcription repressor activity, RNA polymerase II-specific. The transcript is spliced from 3 exons. The record is from RefSeq and is a predicted model, not a curated record.